UGAGUUCAGAUUUUUACCAGUAUUACAAAUGUAAUAUCACAUUUCAAUAGACGUCAUCAAUCAGCUGUCUGUUAGCAACCGUUUAAAGAGGACUUCACAAUAUUUAAAUAAUACUUAAUUAUCUUCCCCAUACCUUUCAGGGGAAAAUAUAGCCUACUUGUUUCUACACUAUCAUUCAUUUGACAAUUGGUAGUUAAUUUAGCAAGAUGUAGCAUAUAAUCUACUUGUAAAUUGUGAAGCUACCCAAUAACAAAUAAAGUUUCUAAAAUUGGCUUCACUUAAGCUAAACCAGGUGGUGAUUAAUGCACCAGCUGAUAAUAUAACCAGUAAAUAUGUGCCUCUAAAAGUAGAUUAUGAAUGCAGGUCUGAAUGAAAUACUGUAACAUGCUUAAUGUAAAGAAUCAUAUUAUAUUUAGGCUGCUAUAUGUUAUAUUAAGCAAUUUAUCAUUGCUGCGUUGUUUUUGAAUAAUGACCAUUCCACCAACUGGUUUUUUUCAAAAACAAUUUUAGAAUUGAUUUAAGAAGCUUAUUUGAUCAUUAAGGCCUACUUCAUGAAGGCAAUAUUAAGUAACCCGUUACAUGAAUCAUUUAAUAUUAAUUCAAGCAUAUACACUAACAGUAUGCACUUAGUCAUUGCACUACUGUAUUAAUUUAAAACGCACAGAAACAAUCUGAUUUAGACAUUGUAUGUUGUCGUUCAAUGUCGUAGGCUACUGUUUAUAUAUAGGCCUACACACGUUUAUACUUUUUUUUACAUAAUAGCUUAAUGUUUGGGGAUCAGCUUUGUUGUCCUUGUUUUUUAGUUGUAUGUUCUGUGUGUGUGCAUUAAGAGCAGCAAAACAAUUCAUUGUUUAUGGCUAGCCAAUACUAUAUUUGGUACUGAUUCCUUUUCAAUGUCAAAAGAGAUUUAACAUGUAGGCUUACUGAUAGUAAAUCAGUAUCUUAGGAGAAUUUCCCCUUUGUAUGCGACUCAAUAUUGAUUAAAUAGCCGAAACAAAGAAACACGAAGUAAUCUAUGAAGCUGUAAAAAUGUAUGAUCAACGUAGUUCUACUUUAUUUCAAUAAUAUUUUAAUCUAUUUUGUUUCAACUUAACAGAUAAAUAUGUAAAACAUACUGAUAUAACUAUAACUUUUACCUUCAAACUUUUUUUAAGUAGGCCUACUUUUAAUAUUGAUCUAUAUCUACUAACCCAGUCGCCCAGCCUUCAGCAGGAGAGCUCGAACAAAACAACGGGAGUUUAUUUGGCGAGGCGCCGGAAGCAGCAGGUUGGACAGGACAGGGGAGAGGAGCACGGACAGACACCAGAUUAUCCCUCGGGAGUUAUCUGAGCUAUCCGUUAUUAUUCACACAUUUGUACCAAUUCAAGAGGAAAAAAUGGCUUUGACUCAAGAAUCUCUUUUGUCUUUUUUGCUGGAGCACGGAGGCAAAGUGAAAAACUCGGAGCUGGUGAACAACUUCAGGACUCAGAUCAACUGCGGCGAUCCAGCGGAAAAGCAGCACAAUAGGGACCUUUUCAAGAAGUUGGUGAACAGCGUCGCAGUGGUGAAACAGAUCGACGAGGUGAAGUUUGUGGUCGUGAAGAAACGCUAUCAGGACUUUGUAAGAGAGGGAGCGUACGAUGCAACCCCGCAGAAAAAAACGCAGAUGGACGACGAACACAAUAGCAGCUUUUCGUUUCCAUCUCCUCACCGAGCCGAGGCAGGCAGGGUGAUUUAUUCUGACAUUGAAAACAAUAAUACGUGCUACCCCUCGAACAUAAAUGGCAGCUAUUGUAGUGAAGCCAAACGUAAGUCUGUGGGGGGUAUGCACGACAAGAGGCAGUUAUUAAGAAGCAAUAGUGGGGAGGCUACCACGGUUAAAGUCCUGAAUAUCUCCGGAGAUCAGACGAGCAAAGCGAGGAAAUCUGGUGCUGUGUUUGCUGUCAUAGCGGUAAAAUCCCCCCCGAGAGACUCUGCACCAGCAGCACAGGAUGAAAUACAUUCCCCAGUGCGUCCACCUAAAACGUCAGACAAACCAAUCACGUUUACAACUAAAGUUUCUUCACCAUCAACUCUGAAUCUUAACUUUCCAGCUUAUAAAAAGAGUGCACAAAGUGAGUCCCAGUGUUGGAAAAACAAACAGAUGGAGGACAUGCAACCCCCAAGAUUUCCCCUGGGGAGGUCUCAAAGCAAGAGAGAUGAUGCAAAGUACUCAGAGUCAGUGCCUUUGGAGCCAUUAGCUCAUGAGUGGUUGGUAAAGUGUGCAGCUGGACUGUGGGGUCACAUCCACGGUCUGCUGCUGCAGGACACUCGGCUGGCACAGAAGAAAGACUUCAUGUCAGGAUUCACGGCACUGCACUGGGCCGCCAAAGACGGCAACAGUGAGAUGAUACACAAGUUGCUGGACAUCUCCAGGAGAAGAGGAACCUGUGUAAACAUCAACAGCAAAGCACACGGGGGGUACACACCUUUGCACAUAGCAGCCAUGCACGGCCACACUGAAGUGAUGUUUCAGCUCGUGCAAGGUUAUGGAGCCAGUGUAAAUGAGAGAGAUAAUGAUGGCAAGAAGGCCUUCCACUACCUGGGAAAACAUGUGUCAUCUGAAGUCAGAGCACUUAUGGGAGGACUGCAGCACAGCAAGUGCAGGGAGAAGAUAGACAACGAAGAAUACAGAGAGCACCAGAAAGGCUUCAACACCAUAAGUAAACUGUUCCAGCCGCACAUAGGGAGGAAACAGAAAAACUAGUUUGCUCAGGAAUGGUGAGAGUGACAUGGAGGAUCAGGACAAUAGGACAAUUGUAAUAGCUAAUACUGUCUGAGUUUGUAUAUUAUGUUAAUAUGAAACAAAAAACCCGUUGUUUAUCCUCUGCAUCACUUAAUGUGUUAUAAGUCUCUCUGUACUUACUAUUGUAGCGCUUUUGUACAGUGUAUCACUGCUGGAUGUACUAUUUAUAAGCAGUUAGUAUUAUUUAAUCAACUUUUUUUCCUUAGCUUAAUUCCUUGUUUUAAGAAUGAGUGUUAUUUGGAUCCCGUUUAAUUUAUUUUUCUUACUAACAACACAAGCAAUCCAAGAUAUUUACACAUAUUUUCAUUACUUUUUGUGGAACACAUCUGUAGAAGUUACCAAUUGAUUUGUGACUUCAAAGUAUGAGGAUAAAUGAAAUAUGACAUGGGAAACAGUUGCUAACAACACUGGUGUGAAACAUUGUGUUGUUGCUUUUGUGCACAGCAGAUCUAUUUAUGAUAUAACUAUGAUCAAAAUAAAGUCUUUUAA
Messenger RNA from Notothenia coriiceps (black rockcod), 3253 nucleotides. It is a transcript of the gene sowahab, whose product is annotated as sosondowah ankyrin repeat domain family member Ab. The record is from RefSeq and is a predicted model, not a curated record. Lineage: Eukaryota; Metazoa; Chordata; Actinopteri; Perciformes; Nototheniidae. Bases 1376 to 2725 code for a protein of 449 amino acids. The transcript has a single exon. Gene Ontology annotation, molecular function: protein binding.